ACCCGUACAAAUUAUUUUAUUCUGUGCAGAAUGUAUUGGUGAACUGAGCAAGAGAUAAUCAAGAAAGCAUAUAUAUAUAUCUAUAUAUAUAUAUACACUAUGGAUCCAAUGUUUGGGCAUAAUUUUGCAGAGAAGAGCAAAGAGAGGCUUCUCUUCUUGGGCAGCUUUAAGGGAAUAAACGACGACGUAGUAAUCGAUGAGGAAAGAAGAUGGGGAUGCUGUACGUGUUUCCAGUCGAUGAACAAAACGAUGAACAAGUUGUUGAAAGAUUCAGUUGAUUUCGCCGGUAAGGCAUGGGAAAUGGGCAGGACCGAUCCAAGAAAGGCCAUUUACGCCAUGAAAAUGGGCCUAGCAAUGGCCUUAGUUUCCUUGCUUAUUUUCUGGAAAGAUUCCUAUCAUAAUAUAGAUCAGUACUCUGUCUGGGCAAUCCUCACCGUCAUUGUCAUGUUCGAGUUCAGCAUAGGUGCCACUUUGAUUAAAGGGUUUAAUCGUGGAUUGGGAACGUUGAUGGCUGCAAUACUGGCUUUCGUCUUUGCUCAGCUGUCUUUACUGGCUGGGAAGCGGGGUGACGUUGUAAUUGUGAUAAGCAUAUUUAUAGUAGCAUUUUUUGCGUCGUAUUUGAGAUUGUACCCAACAAUGAAGCCGUAUGACUAUGGUUACCGAGUGUUCGUGAUAACGUUCUGUAUACUAAUGCUUGCUGGGAAUAGAACUGGGCAGUACAAUGAGGCAGUAAUUUCUCGAUUGGUGCUCAUUGCUUUGGGAGCUGGUGUUUGUUUCGUUGUUAAUGUUUGUAUAUUUCCAAUUUGGUCUGGCGAAGAUUUGCACACCUUGGUCGUCAAAAAUUUCAAAGGCGUUGCUUCUUCCUUGGAAGGGUGUGUAAAAGGGUACUUAGAGUGCAUUGAGUAUGAAAGAAUACCUUCCAAGAUUCUUACGUACCAAGCUGCAGAGGACCCACUCUACAAGGGCUACAGAACUGUGGUACAAUCUUCAAGCCAAGAGGAAACACUGCUAGGAUUUGCAGUAUGGGAACCACCUCAUGGUCGUUACCGAAUGUACCAAUAUCCUUGGGAAAACUAUGUCAAAGUGAGCGGUGCCGUUAGACACUGCGCCUUCACUGUCAUGGCCCUUCAUGGCUGCAUUCUUUCCGAGAUACAGGCCUCAGCUGAGAGAAGACAAGUGUUUCGUAGUGAGCUACAAAGGGUUGGGUCAGAAGGUGCCAAAGUCCUUCGUCUACUGGGAAACAAGGUUGAGAACAUGGAGAAACUUGGGGCCAAGGCUGGGGACAUACUCCAUGAGGUUCACGUAGCAGCAGAGCAGCUCCAAAAGAAGAUUGAUCAAAGAUCUUAUCUUUUAGUCAACUCAGAGAGUUGGGAAAUUGGAGGAGUAAUAGCUAAUACUACUAUUCAUCAUGAACUCCAAAACAUUUCUAAUAUUAAGGAUCAUAAUAAUUUUGGGAAGCUGGGUUUUAAGUCAUUGAGCGAGACAGUGCUUAAUCUGGGGACUAAUUAUAACAUUACAUGCGAUGAUGAUCAGGAUGAGAAGGAGGAUCAUGAUCAUAAAUCUGAUCAUUAUCAACAAUAUAUUAAAACGACGUCGUCAGAAGAUGAUCAAAUAUUUGUGUUGACCAAACAAACUUCGUGGCCGCUACCCUUGUCAUUUGGUAAUAAUAUUAAUGGUACUACUACUGAUCAUGAUGGUGAUGAGGGUAAUCAUAAUGAUGAUAUUGAGAGCAAGACAUAUCAGAGCGCGAGUGCCUUGUCUCUGGCUACAUUUGCUUCACUUUUGAUUGAGUUUGUGGCUAGGCUUCAGAAUGUUGUUGACUCCUUUGAAGAGCUUAGUGAGAAGGCUGGUUUUACAGAUCCCAUGAUUAUCACCCCAAUUGAAAACAAGGGCUUAUUAUCUCAGUUAUUUUCUCCUAAAUUCAUUCGGUGCUUUGGGUUUAAAAGUUGAUGAGAUUUUUAUAUAUAUUUAUUUAAUGAUCUCAUGUAUGUAGAACGUGCUAGCCAAUCUAAAAAAUAAAGAAUCAAAAUAUGAACCAAGUUAUUGCAUGUAUUAAUUUCAUAUGUACCUAAGUUGUUCGAGUAAAUAAGAUAAGAGAAGGAGUUUAUAA
Molecule: messenger RNA, 2110 nt
Organism: Cannabis sativa
Lineage: Eukaryota; Viridiplantae; Streptophyta; Magnoliopsida; Rosales; Cannabaceae
Product: aluminum-activated malate transporter 5
Exons: 6
Coding region: 100-1950 (616 amino acids)
Biological process (GO): malate transport
Cellular component (GO): plant-type vacuole membrane
Source: RefSeq, a predicted model, not a curated record